ACAAAUACAUGAUGAUUACAAAAAUCCUUAGUCGUUCAUCUCGACUUGCUACAGCUCGACCCAUGUUACGUCGUGGUGGACAUGGUACACCUUCUUAUAAUGAACCUGGAGGAUAUCUUUUCAACGAAAAAGUUCGUGUUAAAGAAGAUUGGGAAGAUAUUUAUUAUGUCGGCAUGGGCGGUGGAUUUCUGUUGAUAGCCGUCGCUUUAUAUUACAAACCUGAUACCAGCGUUGUCACUUGGGCGAAAAAAGAAGCUGAAAAGUCAUUAAAAGAAAAGGGAAUUAGUCUUGACUAUAAAAAGACUGCAUAAAACUAUUUAAUUUAAUAAAUUUCUCUUUCCUCUCUCUA
This is a messenger RNA of Cokeromyces recurvatus, 349 nucleotides long. Its product is annotated as ESSS subunit of NADH:ubiquinone oxidoreductase-domain-containing protein. The record is from RefSeq and is a predicted model, not a curated record. The coding region runs from base 9 to 311 and encodes 100 amino acids. Lineage: Eukaryota; Fungi; Mucoromycota; Mucoromycetes; Mucorales; Mucoraceae. The transcript is spliced from 3 exons.